GAAGAAGAAACUGUCCAAUCAGCGGCAUGUUGGGAGGAACUAUCCCCCCGACCAGAAGAGAGUGAACCCAAUCUGACAGUUUUCCUCUCUCUUCUUUGGUUUCUGUUUCUUGUCGCUUUUCAGCUUCUUGUAACAUGAAGUUGUGAAUAAUUAUUGUUUAAAACGUUUCCACUGUUCGGAAAACCCGGACACCUUCCAUUGGGUUCACGGCAGUUACUUCCCGGUGUUUAGCUUGUGUGGUUGGACCGGGGAGAGCCUGCAGAGAUGUCCGACAACGGUGGCUCGGCUGUCGGCCUCCUAUCCUAUGAGACGCUGGUUCAUGCUGUGGCAGGUGCAAUGGGGAGUGUGACAGCUAUGACCGUCUUCUUUCCUCUGGACACGGCCAAAAGCAGACUCCAGGUGGAUGAGAAGAGAAAGUCGAACUCAACUCCAGUCAUUCUGGCUGAGAUAGCAAAGGAAGAAGGCUUUCUGUCACUAUACAGAGGCUGGUUCCCAGUUAUCUCCAGCCUUUGCUGCUCCAAUUUUGUCUACUUCUACACGUUUAACUCGCUGAAGAAGAUGAUGGCAUCUGGUCCAGGCCAGUCCAGACCUGGGAAAGACUUGCUCAUUGGAAUUGUGUCAGGAGUGGUGAAUGUGAUCCUGACCACUCCCAUGUGGGUGGUCAACACUCGACUGAAGAUGCAGGGGGUAAAGUUCAGAAACGAAGACCUCCACCAGACUCACUACAAAGGCAUAUUUGAUGCUUUCUCACAGAUCAUAGCCAACGAGGGGGUGGGAACUCUGUGGAACGGCACUUUGCCCUCUCUCGUCCUCGUCCUCAACCCUGCUGUGCAGUUCAUGAUUUAUGAGGCCAUGAAGAGGAAGGCAGGCAGAGGAGGGAGGAAGAUAUCCUCGGCAAAGAUUUUUCUCAUUGGAGCCAUUGCCAAGGCCAUCGCUACCACUGCCACGUAUCCUCUGCAGACAGUUCAGGCCAUACUGAGGUUUGGCCAGUAUAAAAGUGACGCCAAGGGUGGUGGUGUGAUGGGGAGCCUUUCUAACAUUUUGUUCCUGCUCAUGGACCGGAUCAAGAAGCACGGCGCUCUCGGUUUGUACAAAGGCCUGGAAGCCAAGCUGCUACAGACGGUACUGACGGCUGCCCUCAUGUUUGUUGUGUAUGAGAAGAUCGCUGCAGUGACCUUCAGAAUCAUGGGCAUGAACAAGAAACUGAAGCACUGAAGACGGCUACCUGAACACAGCAAACCAUCAGUGCACUCAUCCUCAGUAGGUUUAAAAGCCUGCUGAUGCUAUUACUAACAUUAUGAAUUGUUUCCGUCGCAUAGGCACAAUAAUAUGAGCCCGCAUUGGUGCCUUGGGAGCCCCACAUUCCUAUUCCAUUCCCAAAUUAUAUAACAUAACCAGAGGGGGUUUAAUUAUUGCUGUUGUUAACCUUUAACUGCGAACAUCUGUGCAUACACAUCCUCUCCACUGGUGCAUUUCUCUUGGUUCAGCAUGGUCCUGCAGGGACUAAAGUUAACUGAGUUUAUGUGACAAAGAAAAACAUACAGACAUCAUUUAUUAGUUUGGUUUGCUGUAUAAUAUCUUCUAGUGUGAGGUGAGUUAAACAGGUCCUAUAUUGAGUAACUGUUUGAAAAGACAAAAGGAAAAAGAACACCUUUUAAAGAGCUGAACUUUCUACUGUUAAAAAAUAAGCUCUCUGUCAGGUGCUGAUUUAUUUUUAAACAGUUUAGGCAAAAGCACACACAAAUACACCUGUUUGCCCUCUUCCUGAGAGAUGAUCCUGGUUGCACUGAAAGACUGAUACAGCUCUCGUGGAAAUAUACAUGCUUUUUAAGAAAUUACUGGUUCAAAUCAAUGUGCCAGACUAGCUGCUUUCCCCUGGUCCCAGUUUUUGUCAUGAGGCUGCUGUAGUUUCAUAUUUCACUAUAGGAGAUGAAUGAUAUUUGUCUUUACAUUUUCAUAUGAAUUUGAAAAAGUGUAUUUCAAUUUAAGACUUUUACUUAAUGUUUGAGCUUUAUUGCACGUGAUGAUAAGUUUACUGCUGGCUUAAUCUAAACCACUGGACCAUUCUUUACAUACACUUAAGUUUUUAACUGUGAAUUUAUCCAGUUGUGAAAUCCUGCAAGAUGGAAACCUCAUUAAAUUAAUUUAAUAUAAAUUGAGGGAAAAGCACAGUGAAUAUGUGUCUGCACAUGCUGCAGUAGUUGUAGGUACCAAGUGCCUCUGAACGUAAUGCAUUAUGAAAAAAAAACAAAACUGUAUGAACUGAUAUACAGACGGGUGACAAAUUAAAGGAAAAAAACAAGCUAAAAAUCUUAGUUGUGCAUGUAUUUUCAUCAAGUCUUUGGACCUUUAAAGGGAUAAACAGUAUUCUUCCAAAGAACAUACCAUCAUUAUGUUGCUGGUGGUGGAGUACAACGACUAACACCUACACACAAAUUCUCUCAAAUUGGCUUGUUUUGUGAUCUUCUGACUGCAAAAGCUGUAGCUUCUGAUUCUUACGGUGUGUUCAUGAAACCACUCAGAGUAUAAUAUUUCCUCACUGCAGGAAUUAGGUUUGUUUCCCCCAUAGACUGAAUAUAAAACGUGGAUGGAGCCACUAUCAACCACUGAUUAGCUUUGGGCUCAGCAUUUUAAGGUUUUGGCUGCUAAAAUGUUGUUGUUAUCAAGUUUUGGUGGUUUUUUGAGCUUUGAUAGUUUACUACUGGUGAGAUUAUUACACAACAAAAGACACCAAGGCCACAAAAGCUGGUUAAGCCGAGCAGACAUCUGUGUCGGCACGUACCUGUAA
Molecule: messenger RNA, 2788 nt
Organism: Oreochromis niloticus (Nile tilapia)
Lineage: Eukaryota; Metazoa; Chordata; Actinopteri; Cichliformes; Cichlidae
Gene: slc25a17l
Product: solute carrier family 25 member 17-like
Exons: 9
Coding region: 265-1215 (316 amino acids)
Biological process (GO): transport
Cellular component (GO): peroxisomal membrane
Molecular function (GO): NAD transmembrane transporter activity; FAD transmembrane transporter activity; AMP transmembrane transporter activity
Source: RefSeq, a predicted model, not a curated record